Molecule: messenger RNA, 4952 nt
Organism: Trichomycterus rosablanca
Lineage: Eukaryota; Metazoa; Chordata; Actinopteri; Siluriformes; Trichomycteridae
Gene: ca5a
Product: carbonic anhydrase Va
Exons: 7
Coding region: 218-1054 (278 amino acids)
Cellular component (GO): mitochondrion
Molecular function (GO): zinc ion binding; carbonate dehydratase activity
Source: RefSeq, a predicted model, not a curated record
AGUGAAACCCAGCAGCUUUUUCUUCCCCACUGGCUGCUCCAGACGACGUGUCCGUUUCUACAGUCUCGCAGCCUCCGUCAAUCAUUCGGACUUUUUUCCGAGUCGCUAAAGUUUCAGGAGAGUUUUAUUGGUUUUCUUUUCGCUCUUGAUACGUUUGAGACGGAUUUGUUGCUCUGUUCGGUGUCGGAUCGGUGUUUUGAAGGUUCGUUCCACAGUGAUGAUGUGUAAUAGAGCUUGUGAAGCAGCUGAACGUACCAACACUUUGCACCCCAUGUGGCAGGGGCCUCUCGCCAUACCCGGAGGGGAUCGUCAGUCCCCCAUCGACAUCAGUAUCCAGAAGAGUAUCUUUGACCCACGUCUGAGGCCUCUCGUGAUGAACUACGAUCCCAGGACCUGCCAGCAGAUCUGGAACAAUGGCUACUCCUUCCUGGUCGAGUACGACGACACCACUGACAAAUCCACACUGCAUGGCGGUCCUCUGGAGGACAGCUUCAGGUUGUGCCAGUUUCAUUUCCACUGGGGAGAGAACAACACCUGGGGCUCUGAACACACCGUGGACCAUCACCUCUACCCUGCUGAGUUACACCUGGUGCACUGGAACUCUGAUAAGUACUCUCUGUUCGAGGAGGCGGUGAUUGAGGAGAACGGACUGGCCGUUAUCGGGGUUUUUCUGAAGGUUGGGAAGAGACAUGAGGGUCUGCAGAAGCUGGUGGAUGCUUUACCUGCUGUCAGGCACAAGGACAGUGUGGUGGAGUUCACCAAGUUCGACCCGGCCUGCCUGCUCCCCGAGAACGUGAACGACUACUGGACGUACUCUGGCUCCCUGACCACUCCGCCUCUCACCGAGGCCGUGACGUGGAUCCUCAUGAAGCAGCCCGUUGAAGUCAGUCAUGACCAGCUGGCCGUGUUCCGUUCCCUGCUGUUCACCUCGGCCGAGGAGGACGUCCAGAAGAGCAUGGUGAACAACUUCCGAGUCCAGCAGCCGCUGAGGGGCCGGGCGGUCCGCUCGUCCUUCACGCCGUUCCUCCAGAACGCGCCUCCUGCCGACCCCUAAGCGCCGAACCCAGUUCUGUGUAUGGAUGGAGCAGAGAAGUCUUAAACGUACCAGGCAUUCAGGUCUGGGUCUGAAAUCAAGGGAACAUUAAGGUGCAGUUUAGUCACGAGCAGGAUUCUGAAAUGCUCCCAGUUUUCUAGAUUUUAGUCUGUAUAAACGCUGACAUUUCAAUCGUGUAGGAUUUUAAUAUAGGAGGAUUUUCCAGCUUUAUUUAGGAUGUUUUUGUUACAGUCGCAGCUUCAUAACAGACUUAAUUCUGUUUUAUUUUACUAGCCACCGUCCGUGUGCCUUACAAUCGUUUAGAAUUUAGAAACGUUCCUGAUGUAGAAACGGGAACGUGUUGAUUUUAAUGACUGCACAAUUACAUACGAUAUGUACUUUUAAUACCUAGUUGUUUUAUCUCGGUGGACAUACUGGAUCAUUUCAAUUUAUAUAAGCUAUAUGACCAAAAGUAUUCGGACACCUGACUGAGCUUGUCGGACGUUCCAUUUAAAAAAGUCUGUGGGAAUUUGUGCCCAUUCUGUCUAAAGAGCGUUUGUACGGCUGGGCGCUCAGCUUUUCUUCAUGCAGUUGUAGCCUAGUGGUUAAGGUACUGGACUAGUAAUCAGAAGGUCUCUGGUUUAAGCCCCACCACUGGCAGGUUGCCACUGUUGGGCCCUUGAGCAAGGCCCUUAACCCUCAAUUGCUUAGACUUUUUAUUGUAAGUCGCUUUGGAUAAAAGCAUCUGCUAAAUGCUGAAAAUGUAAACGUUAAUCUUUUAUCCAGCAUAAAGCUGAUUUGACACCUUUUGCAAACCAAAGCCUAGUGGUUAAGGUACUGGACUAGUAAUCAGAAGGUCACUGGUUCAAGCCCCACCACUGGCAGGUUGCUUAGACUGUGUUGCUUAGACUGUGUACUAUAAUUCACCUUGGAUAAAAGCGUAUGCUGAAAAUGUAAACGUUUAUAGAUCUUGCUCAUGUUGGAAGCGUGUAGUUUUCUUUAUAUAUAAUUAGAAGGGGUGUCCCAAUAUUUUUGUGUAUAUGGCAAAAGUAUGCGGACCAUUUGUUUUUGAAUAGGAUGUCCGACAAGCUCACGAUCAGGUGUCCAAAUACUAUUGACCAUGUAGUGUAAAUAGGGGUUCCAUUUGAGAAUCUGAAUGACACCACGUUGGUGGUGUGUUGUAUUCCAGAGUGUCUUACUGCCCAAAGUAUAGAGGAACAGCGUUCCAGGAACGGUUACUGACAUCCUUACGUAUUAAAUGCAGUUUUCCACGACUUUAUCUCCUCCAUGUGUGUAUUAUGCAAGUAAUAGUUGUAUAUAUUUAAUAGUAGCACCUUAUCAUCCUGAAAUCAUUAUUAUUAUUAUUAUUAACAUUUUGUUUCUGAGGUUGUUUCUGAGGUUCCUGAACCUCGAUUCUGCACAAUAUAAUGAUGCGCACAGUUACUGGUUCACUUUUGUUUUUGUUUGUAGUACAGUUUCCGAAGUCAGACGUCCAGAACCACAGUGCCUUCCAACACUGUUACUGUCCCAGUGCUAAAAUCCUUCCAUCAUGUUGAUUCAUCCUGGUUGUAGGUGCUGUCGGUGAUCACCCUCUUGUUCAAGCCUGAUUUCAGCCAUAAGAGGGCAGCAGAGCCUCAGGAGGGCAGUUACUUUCUCCUCUGGGUACUGAGUCUGGCAUUAUGCUGGUGGUGGGGUUGGGGUGUUUUUUCCUUUUUUUUUUUGUCAAUAGACUGAUGAGUGGAAUUAGAAAUUUUAGAUCCAGUUAAUAAAUCUAUAGCCAGGUUUCAGCCUUCCCUUCAUUUAAGGACAGUGCAAAGUUUAGCAUGUUCUCUUUGUUUCCACUUAAGUACUCCAGUUUCUUUCCACCUCAUCAAAACAUGCUUGUAGGUGGCUUGACACUAAAUGACCUAUAACGGGUCAGUGAGCAUGCAUGCAGGGUAAAGCCAGUCAUGAAUUUCUGUAGCUGCGUUUUACAGGGUUGCAGGUGUCCAACAAGCUCAUGGUCAGGUGUCCAAAUACUUUUGACCAUAUACUGUAUAUAUAUAUAUAUAAUGUGAUUUCAGUCAGUGAAAUGAUGUGAUGUUCCUCAGCGUGGCUUUAAAAUCCUCUUAAAGUUUCUGCAUUCGUCUGUUACGUACAAGUUGUUGCGCACAGGUCAAAAAACAUCCAGAAUUCAAUGUUCAAUCAAAUAAGGACACACACAAAAUCAGAAAAUACGAAUAUUCAUUCAGGAAAGCAAAAUAACACACCGUGAGUAAUAAAACGAAGCCCAGGGGUCACGGUAAAAUCCCUCUCCACGUAAAACCCUGAUCUGAUCUCGGUUUAUCACCAGAAGCUUCUGACCCUGCAGCAGCUCGGCUGCUUUCAGUCUUUUUUGUCAACACAGGCCUCGAGUCUGGUGUUCAGCCCUUUUUUCAUACGAGGCGACUAGACACUGUCCUAUUUUGUGGCUGAAUGACGGACUUUCUGUACCAAUCCCGCCAUGGUGCCUCCAGUCUGAAAGGGCCACCUGGUCUCGUCUUUGUUGGGCUCAACGCUCAGAUUCAGCCACACUAAACGGUCCAGAAAGCUGGAACCGCCACAAACAGACAAUGGCUGGAGAGCGUUACCCUCAUUCAAAGUUUGGGAGUGCCAGAUCAGAUCAGAUUGGGUGAAUUUAUCACGCUGGGCUGAAUAAGAAUACUUUAUAUGGCCAAAAGUAUUUAAACACCAGACCAUGGGCUUGAGCUGAGUGAUGUCUAUGUGAUCCUUUCAGCUAGAACAACAGCCGCUCUUCUAAGAAGCUUCUCACAAGACUUUGAAGCAUGUCUGUGGUCAUUUGUACCCGUUCAGUAUAAAGAUGACAGCAUUUGUAUGUAUGUUGGUCAAGAAAGCCUUUAUUGAUGUUCUAGUUCAUGUUGAGUGGGGCUGAGGUCAGAGCUGGAGCUUCUUUAAACCAAGAUUUUCUUCAUGUCUUUAUAGAGCUCGCUCAUGCUAAAACAGGAAAGCACCUUCCCUAAACUGUUGUAUAGUCUGUAUAGUGUAUUUUUAGUUUAUGGGUGUGACACUGUCCCAAACAAACCCAGUUCUUAUGUCGACCUGUGCCGACCCUUGCUGUGCGUCUGUCCGGUGUUCCUGAUUACAUGUUCAGUCACACAUUACAUUACUAAAAGUGUCCUGGAUCGUGUCCGUUCUUUUAUCUGAAGGGUGAGGGAUCCAGAUUGGGCUGAAAUUCCAGAGGGAAGGAAAGCGGUGAAAUAAUAAUGGGAUUUAGUAUUGUGGAUCAUGUGAUCCUCAGAGCUCCGGGACUUAAGCUGCUCACUCGCACGUUUGCCAGUGUUUCAGUGUUACUGUUGGUGGUGGAAUGAUUUUCUGCAGACUUGCACACAUGCAGUACUGGAACUGUGUUUUCCUUAUAGCUCUCGGUUUGUUUUCCUGCCUAUUUUUUGGAUGUUGUUUAAAUAAGAAAUGUUAGAUUUUUUUUAUUUAUUUAGCAUUUACUUGUCCAAGAUCGUAACAGUUUGGUAUUAGAAACUGGAUCUGUGCAUUUUUAUUUACUAACAGUCAUUUACACAAACACAAAUGCCUAUUUAAAAAAUAAUCACGCACAAUAUUUGUCGAUUUGUGUAAAUUGGUGUAAAAUGUGACCCAACGAUUGUUUGUGAUGGAAUGUAAGAAAUGUUUUCGUGUUUUUGCUGCUGGAUCUGGUUUGAAUCCAUCCCAGGGCGUUUUCCGGAGGUGUGCGGAGGCCUUUUCCCAGCAUGGUACGAUCCAGCUGCACUGUGUUUUCUUUCCUCCUGAUUGGUGUCUGUCAGAAGGGGAAACAUCUAUAAAAACACUGCAGUCACCUGCGCUACAACCUCUCGUUCAUGUGGUCCGAAACACUGUAGUGAAACGAACGUCUUUGAUGUAAAAGAUCAAUAAAACCUAAAUAACACAA